Microcebus murinus (gray mouse lemur) is the source of this 1990-nucleotide messenger RNA. RefSeq names its product protein tyrosine phosphatase 4A3 (gene PTP4A3). NCBI's taxonomy places the organism in Eukaryota, Metazoa, Chordata, Mammalia, Primates, Cheirogaleidae. Gene Ontology annotation, biological process: protein dephosphorylation. The record is from RefSeq and is a predicted model, not a curated record.
GAGCCAGGCCUGGGUGGGGUCUGCAAAGCAGCUGCUCUGCCCACUGUCUCCCUGGGCUUCCUCCUGGAGGAAAUGGUGACAACAGGCUGAGUUGAGGGCCUGGGAGCCCCAAACCUGGGUGGCUCCCUGGAGGGGAACGUCCCCAGGUCUCUUGUAGGCGCUGGGGAGGACGCAUGGGCUGCUCAGACGUUGUUGCCUGCCGCCAACCAGCGGGGAUGUGUGGAGAGGGCCUGGGGGCCGCCCUGAGUCCUGCUGCGCCCUGCACCGCCGCCGCGCCUGCUGCUGAGGGGGCCUCCGCCUCCGGCUCCCACCAUCGCCCUCGCCCGCCGAUGGCCCCCGCUGCCCGGCCCAGGGCCGGCUCUGCAGCCUGAGACCCCUGGCCCCGCCAGGACUCCUGGGCCUUGCCGUGCCCCGAUGGGGUAGCGUGACAGAGGCCCUGAGCAUCUGAGGCCUCAGCGGCCACGGCCGCCACCUGCGACCCCCCCAAGGCUGUGGAGUUGGAUCCGUUCAUUUGUCCUUGUCCUUGGGAUUUGGGGCCUGCCCUUGAGCUCGGGGCUGUCUGCCCGCCGCUGAUGCGGAGAGGGUGUCCCCAGUGGUGGGCCCAGCGCUGGACACUGCCCCGCCGGCCAGAUUCACUUUGGGUUUUUUAAGUUUUCUUUGCUGAAUUUUUUUGGUGGUUGUUAUUUUUGUUUUGGCCCCUUUAUAAUUAUCCAGCUCUGAGAGACAGGAGUUUGGAGCUGCCUGUUUCACUCUGGGGGCCUUUUUUGUUCCUUUUCUUUUUUAAAGAGUUGGGUUUUCUUUUUUAAUUAUCCGAACACCGGGCAGCUUCCUUCCCCUCUCCCAAGUAUUUGCACAAUAUUUGUGCGGGCUGUGGGGGCAAGUUUUUAAAAGUCUUUUCUCUGUCUUGGACAAGCAUAGGGAUCUCAUUCUGCUUGGUUUUGGGGCCUGGUGGGGCUUCUCUGGCCUGGCCCCGGCCUGGCCAGCCCCCGCUGGCCCCGCUCUGCCCAUCCCGGGUCGGGGGGAGCAUGGCGCGGAUGAACCGGCCCGCCCCGGUGGAGGUGAGCUACAAGAACAUGCGCUUUCUCAUCACGCACAACCCCACCAACGCCACCCUCAGCACCUUCAUUGAGGACCUGAAGAAAUACGGGGCCACCACCGUGGUGCGCGUGUGCGAAGUGACCUACGACAAAGCCCCGCUGGAGAAGGACGGCAUCACUGUGGUGGACUGGCCUUUUGACGACGGGGCACCCCCGCCUGGCAAGGUCGUGGAGGACUGGCUGAGCCUGCUGAAGGCCAAGUUCUGCGAGGACCCUGGCAGCUGCGUGGCCGUGCACUGCGUGGCGGGCCUGGGACGGGCUCCGGUGCUCGUGGCGCUGGCCCUCAUCGAGAGCGGGAUGAAGUACGAGGACGCCAUCCAGUUCAUCCGACAGAAGCGUCGCGGAGCCAUCAACAGCAAACAGCUCACCUACCUGGAGAAAUACCGGCCUAAACAGAGACUGCGGUUCAAAGACCCACACACGCACAAGACCAAAUGCUGCGUCAUGUAAAUGUAGCUCAGGACCUUGGCCAGGCCUGGGGCCUGUGGUGGCCCCGCCCUGCUCCGGCCCGCCCCUAGGGGCUCUGUGCCUUGGCCGGCCCCCAUCUGGCCUUCCCUUCCUUGUAGCCCCGCACUUGUGUCCCAGGAGGCUGACCGGCCAUGUUCCCCCUUGCGGGUCUCUUCCACCUGCCCCUCCCGCAUCUGUCUCUGCCCCCUGGUCCUGCGUGUCUGAGCCCAGUCGGGCCCCUCUUCCUUGGCCCCCUGCCAGCAUCCCUGAUGCCACCCAGGCAGGCCUCCUCUCUGGCCUGUUAAUGCGGGGGAGGGUGUGUUUUUUAACCACUGGGCCCAGCCCCUUUUCCGCGGCCCCUCACCCGGACCGUUCUCGGCACCUUGUUACCAGAUCCCGGGCAGUCAGGUGUUCCGGACACUCCAGGCAAUAAAAAAGGAGCCGUG